Molecule: messenger RNA, 2022 nt
Organism: Tarenaya hassleriana
Lineage: Eukaryota; Viridiplantae; Streptophyta; Magnoliopsida; Brassicales; Cleomaceae
Product: peptide-N4-(N-acetyl-beta-glucosaminyl)asparagine amidase A
Exons: 1
Coding region: 8-1822 (604 amino acids)
Cellular component (GO): vacuole
Source: RefSeq, a predicted model, not a curated record
CACAGCCAUGGCUUCCUUUCUCUCUCCACUCUUCUGCUUCACCCUCUUCUUCCUCCUCCGUUCCUUGACUGCAUUCGCCAAUCUCCAGAAAACCAGAUCGCCUUUCAGGCCUUCUCGUUUCUCUCCUCUCUUCGCUUCCGAAACCCUAAACGUCUCCUCUCCCACCGUCUACUUCGAAGUCGCCAAACCCAUCUCCCAUCUUCCGGCGACGCAGCCGCCAUGUUCCCACCACGUUCUCCGCCAUGAUUUCGGCUACACUUAUGGAAAACCGCCGGUUCUCGCCAAUUACACUCCUCCUUCGCACUGCCCAUUUCGCGAUUUCUCCAAAAUCGUCCUCGAAUUCAGAGCCACUUGCCAGGGAAGACAGUUCGAUCGGAUUUUCGGCAUCUGGGUAAACGGCAUUGAGAUUCUCCGGAGCUGUACCGCCGAACCUAGAGCCACCGGGAUCAUCUGGUCGGUGGAGAAGGAUGUCACCAGGUAUCACUCUUUGCUCGUCAAGGACGAGACCCAGAUUCUCGCCGUUUAUAUGGGUAAUCUCGUGGAUAAAACGUAUACGGGUGUUUAUCACGUCGAUGUGAUCUUCCAUUUUUAUCCCGUCGAAGAGGGUGUCCGAACAAAUCUUCAAAAUCCGGUGUCUGGUUACGGUUCUCACGCCGAUUUGAUCCUGCCCAUUUCGCGAAACCUGCCUCUGAAUGAUGGGUUGUGGUUCGAAGUUAUGAAUUCAACUCACAUAGAGCAUAAGGAAUUCGAGAUCCCCAGGAAUGUGUAUAGAGCUGUUCUUGAGGUUUAUGUUUCUUUCCAUGAGAAUGAUGAGUUCUGGUACGGGAAUUUCCCUGAUGACUAUAUCGAGGCCAACAAUCUCAGUGCUCCUGGCAAUGGGCCCUUUAGGGAAGUUGUGAUCAGUCUCGACGGCGACAUUGCCGGUGCCGUCUGGCCAUUUCCCGUUGUUUUCACCGGAGGGAUCAAUCCUCUUCUUUGGAGACCCAUCACUGCCAUUGGCUCCUUCGAUUUGCCGACUUAUGACAUUGAGAUCACACCAUUCUUGGGAAGCUUGCUGGAUGGAAAGCCUCAUAAGUUUGGAUUCAGUGUCACGAAUGCUCUGAACGUAUGGUACAUUGACGCGAAUUUGCAUCUUUGGUUGGAUAGUGAGCGGCAGAGAGUCGAAGGGGAGCUGCUGAAGCUCGAAAUCAGCUCUCUCGCCACUAUUGCUCUUUCAGAUUUCAAGGGCUUGAACGGGAGGUUCAAGACAGUAGCCAACAGGUCGUUAACUUCAGCAGGGCGGAUCAAAUCCUCACAUGGGGACAUCACGACUACCGUCAUCCAAGAAUUCGGAUAUGUUAACAACAUGGUCGCCGGUAAAGACGGGAACUUGCAGAUUGUAGAUCAGGUUAUCAUGGCAGAUGACCGUGUCCGUGCAGGAGAACACCCGAGGAAGAUUUUCAAGGCGAGAUCACUCAAAAGCUUUCCGUUCUUCUUGUACUCAGACUACUUGGACCAAGGAAACGGCACAUCUCUCUCCAUCUCGAACGUCACAAUGGCAUUCCGAGAGAGGAGAUCGGAACGUGCCAAUGGGUUGAAACCGUUCAAGAGCUAUCUGAACAACAAGCAAGACGGACGGGGAGUUAUGGUUGUGAAAGACAACCUGGUGGUCAGUGGACAUGGAAGAACACGACAAGUAUACAGAUACAUGGGAAGUGAUCAGUGUUACUUCAGGAAUGUCAGUAGCUCAAACUACACCAUCAUCUAUGACAAGGUCGAAACUUUAUGCAAGCCGAGACUCGAAACCCGGUUCGGGUCUUUAAGCUUGCCCUUCCCAGCUUGAGGGAACUAAGAAUCUCUGUAACAAUGGAGGAAUCACGUUGAAUGGAGAUGGUGGAAUCAUUACAGUAGCUGAAAGUCUCGAGUGAGUGAUUUAUUCUAUUGCCGGGUCAGUGUUGUUCAUUGGAUGUGCUUUUAUUGUAAUGAAACAAUGAAAUUUGUCAAUAAAGACAAUGUUUCGAUUCGGAAACAAAAUUUCAAUUA